Messenger RNA from Acanthopagrus latus (yellowfin seabream), 6065 nucleotides. RefSeq names its product stromal antigen 2a (gene stag2a). Gene Ontology annotation, biological process: sister chromatid cohesion. The transcript is spliced from 34 exons. Gene Ontology annotation, molecular function: chromatin binding. Lineage: Eukaryota; Metazoa; Chordata; Actinopteri; Spariformes; Sparidae. Gene Ontology annotation, cellular component: chromatin; cohesin complex; nucleus. Bases 302 to 4132 code for a protein of 1276 amino acids. The record is from RefSeq and is a predicted model, not a curated record.
GGUGUGUGCUGCAUGAAUAACAACCGAAAAUACAAACUGUGCCUUGCUAUGUUAGCCACCAAGGAGCUUCCUAACGUUAGCUAGCAGAUAAAAUAACAUUUAUUUUUUUCGGACUUGGAAAAAUGACAGUUUGUGGAGGAAACUGACGAAAACAUCUUCUUUGCACACCACGCGACGUUUUGGAUUUAUUUGGCUUCGGUUCCUUAUUUGAUUUAAAAACGAGCUGAGAGAUACCCUUGUGCUUGGGGGUCCGGAGCAGUCGAAGCCACCUACUCCAGCAGAUCCAGAAAAUGUUAAAGAAAUGAUAGCAGCGCAGGAUUUGCACUCAGAGCUUCAAUUUCCCCAAGAGACAGAAUCUCAGUUGUCUUCAGAUACUGACUUUGAGGAUCCUGAUGGCAGAAGUGCGAAGACAGGAAAAGGCCUGCUGGCGGCCAGGAAAGGGAAGAAGGCGCUCGGAGACAAGGCCAAAGGUGUGGGAGCAGGGAGGAGCCCUGGGGUUGGCCGGGUGAAUGGCCAUCAUCAGGAGAACGGGAUAGAGAAUAUGACCCUGUUCGAGGUGGUUAAAGCAGGGAAGAGUGCCACACAGGCUGUUGUUGAUGACUGGAUCGAGGCAUACAAACAUGACCGAGACGUCGCUCUCUUGGACCUAAUCAACUUCUUCAUUCAGUGCUCUGGCUGCAGAGGUGCUGUGAGCGGAGAGAUGUUCAGAAACAUGCAGAACUCUGAAAUCAUCCGAAAAAUGACAGAGGAGUUUGAUGAGGACAGCGGCGACUAUCCAUUAACUCUGUCAGGACCACAGUGGAAGAAAUUCAGGAUAAGCUUCUGCGACUUCAUAGCAGUCUUGGUGCGUCAGUGUCAGUACAGCAUCAUCUACGACGAGUACAUGAUGGACACAAUCAUCUCACUGCUCACCGGCCUGUCUGACUCACAGGUCAGGGCGUUCAGACACACAAGCACACUAGCAGCCAUGAAGUUGAUGACAGCCUUGGUGAACGUGGCUCUGAAUCUAAGCAUCAAUAUGGACAACACGCAGAGGCAGUACGAGGCGGAGAGGAACAAGGUCGUUGCCAAAAGAGCCAAUGAUAGGUUGGAGCUGCUGUUACAGAAGCGUAAAGAGCUUCAAGAAAAUCAAGAUGAAAUUGAAAACAUGAUGAAUGCAAUUUUCAAAGGAGUGUUUGUUCACAGAUAUCGUGACGCCAUUGCUGAAAUCCGAGCAAUUUGCAUUGAGGAGAUUGGGGUGUGGAUGAAGCUGUACAGUGACGCCUUCCUCAAUGACAGUUACCUGAAGUAUGUCGGCUGGACUAUGCAUGACAAGCAAGGUGAGGUGCGACUGAAGUGCCUGACUGCCCUGCAAGGCCUCUUCUACAGCAGAGAGCUCGGUGCACGACUGGAGCUCUUCACCAGUCGCUUCAAGGACCGCAUUGUGUCUAUGACUCUGGACAAGGAGUAUGAUGUCGCAGUGCAAGCCAUUAAACUACUGACACUCGUCCUACAGAGCAGUGACGAGGUUCUGACAGCGGAGGACUGUGAGAGUGUUUAUCAUCUGGUGUACUCAGCACAUCGACCCAUCGCUGUCUCCGCCGGAGAAUUUCUGUUUAAGAAGCUCUUCAGCCAUCAAGGUCCAGAGGAGGAGGGAUUACCCAGGAGGGGCCGGCAGAGCCUUAACGGCAGCCUUAUUAAGACCACUGUCUUCUUCUUCUUGGAGAGUGAGCUCCAUGAACAUGGGGCCUACUUGGUGGACAGCUUGUGGGAUUGUGGGUCAGAUUUGUUGAAAGACUGGGAAACUAUGAUCAGUCUGCUGUUGGAUGAGCCCAUGCCAGGCGAAGAGGCCUUGACUGAUCGCCAGGAGACGGCUCUGGUGGAGAUCAUGCUCUGUGCCAUUCGGCAGGCGUGUGAAUGUCACCCUCCAGUAGGCAGAGCCACGGGAAAGAGGGUCCUGACUGCAAAGGAGAAGAAAACACAGCUGGAUGAUAGAACUCGGAUCACAGAGAUGUUUGCAGUAGCGUUGCCUCUGUUACUGGCAAAGUACUGCGUCGAUAUUGAUAAAGUGACCAAUUUGCUACAAAUACCAAAGUACUUUGAUCUUGACAUCUACACAACUGGCCGGUUAGAAAAGCAUCUGGAUGCCUUGUUGCGGCAAAUCUGGGAGGUCCAGGAUAAGCACACAGACACGGAGGUCCUGGAGGCCUGCUCUACCACCUACCACUCUCUCUGCAACGAGGAGUUCACCAUCUUCAACCGCGUCGACAUCGCUCGCUCCCAGCUGCUCGAUGAGCUCGUAGACAAGUUCGACAGACUCUUGGAGGACUUUCUACAGGAGGGUGAAGAACCAGAUGAGGAUGAUGCCUACCAGGUUUUAUCAACACUCAAGAAGAUCAGCGCCUUUCACAAUGCACAUGACCUGUCUAAGUGGGAUCUCUUCACCAGCAACUACAGGCUACUCAACACAGGUCUGCAGAAUGGGGAUAUGCCUGAACAGAUUGUGAUUCAUGCAAUGCAGUGCACACAUUACAUCAUCCUGUGGCACCUGGCCAAGGUUUCAGACGGCACUUCGUUAAAGGGUGAUAUGGUGACCUUGAGAAAGCAAAUGAGAGCUUUCUGCCUCAUGUGUCAGCGCUACCUGAACAGCAUCAACACGGCAGUUAAAGAACAGGCCUUCACCAUACUAUGUGAUCUGCUAUUGAUCUUCAGUCACCAAAUUAUGUCUUCAGGCCGGGAACAACUGGAGCCUCUGGUCUACACGCCAGACUCCUCUUUGCAGGCCGAGCUGCUCAACUUCAUUCUGGAUCAAGUGUUCAUUGAUCAGGAUGAUGACAGCAGUACAGAUGGACAGCAAGAUGAUGAAGCCAGUAAAAUCGAGGCUCUGCAUAAGCGAAGAAAUCUUCUAGCUGCCUACUGCAAGUUAAUCGUUUACAAUGUUGUAGAAAUGAACACUGGAGCAGAUAUAUUUAAACAAUAUAUGAGGUAUUAUAAUGACUAUGGAGAUAUCAUCAAGGACACGAUGAGUAAAACAAGGCAAAUUGACAAAGUUCAGUGUGCAAAGACACUCGUAUUGAGCCUGCAGAUGCUGUUCAAUGACAUGCUGUCUGAGCUUGGCUUCAGUGUUGACCGCUCAUCGUCAGCCUUCUGUGGCAUCAAAGAGCUCGCCCGGCGCUUCUCAUUGACGUUUGGAUUGGAUCAGAUGAAGACCAGAGAGGCAAUCGCCAUGUUACAUAAGGAUGGAAUUGAGUUUGCUUUUAAAGAACCCAGUCCCCAAGGAGAGGGCGGUCCUCCGCUUAAUUUAGCCUUUUUGGACAUCCUGAGUGAGUUCUCCAGCAAACUCAUUCGGCAGGACAAGAGGACAGUUCACAUGUACCUGGAGCGAUUCAUGACGUUUCAGAUGGCCCUGCAGCGAGAGGACUGCUGGCUGCCCCUCAUCUCAUACCGGAACUCCCUGCAGGUUGGAGGGGAUGACGACACCAUGUCCAUCAUCAGUGGGAUGAGCAGUCGAGGGUCCACCGUCAGGAGUAAGAAGUCCAAACCAGCAGCUGUUAGCAAAAGGAAACUGCCUGAAGAAGAGAACAGCUGCAGCAGCACGGAUGCCGUUUGGAUGAACCGCGAGCAGAACGUGCAGACGCCGGUGAUGAUGCCCUCGCCCCACCUCACCUCCACUGUACUGAGGGAUCCAAAGAAGAUGAGGCCAGAGGACAGCUUCGCGGCGGCAUACGCCAUGCCAACAGAGCAGCAUCCCCAUCAGCCCGUCCCUCCCCAGCAGCAGCAACACCAUCACCACCAGGAUACCAUUGAUUACAAUACCCAGGUUACAUGGAUGUUGACACAGAGGCAACAAGCUGAGGCCCGUCAGCAGCAGGACCGGGUCAGCAUGCACUACGCCAAGAUGAGGAACCACAUGCAGCAAACGAUUCGUCGAGGCUCUGGACUCAUGGAGGAUGACGAGGAGCCGAUAGUGGAGGAUGUAAUGAUGUCAUCAGAGGACCGCUUGGAGGACAUCAAUGAGGGCAUGGAUUUUGACACGAUGGACAUCGACCUGCCGGCAUCAAAGAAUCGCAGAGAAAGAACUGAACUAAAGCCGGACUACUUCGAUCCGUCUUCCAUCAUGGAUGACUCAGUUCUCAAUGUUUCAAUGUUUUAAACAAAUCUGAAGCAUCACAGAGAAUGUGCCGUCAAAAUCCUCGGAAGAGACGACGGACGACGGUCCUCUGUGGACAUCAGAACGAGAGUAAAAUGGACUACUGCAAUUGGUUUGUGAGACACCAACGUUUGCCUCUUCAAUAUUUUGUUAAACUUUUAGAGGGAGAGCCUGAAUUUGAAUUUCGUUCUGAUAUUUUCACACGCUGGAGUUAAUCUAUAAUAGCAGUACAGAUCGUGUGUAUGUGUGGCAGGUACGUGGUGAGGAGAGGAUAACAGACUGAAAUUCAAAUUGAUAUUAUAUACCUUUAACCUUUUUUCAUUUGGUAGACAAAACUUGUCUGAUGUAAAUAUGUAGUGGCCAAUAUACAGGAGAGGUGAACGCAUUUUCACACAUCGGAAACAUAACAGCCCUGCAGAAUAAUCCCACCUUUAUGACUCGUGGACCGUUCAGUCGUUGGACACUGUGGUGACGUUGCACUUUGUCAAAGAGGUGUUAAUUUAACUCGAUGAUAAUUUCACAGCCAUAUUUUUUGAAAUUAUCAUAGGCAGUGAUCGAAGCCUCUCUGAUGCAGUGAAGCAGAAGACUGAGUUAUUAAAGGUGUCGGUGAUAUUGCGUUCACCUGCUGUACUUUUAAAAAUACUGUAGACUUUGGCAUGGCAUGUAGCCAUAUAUCAAAACACGUACUCAGUAAAGUAUAAUGUGAACUGGCGUCUCAUACUGUUCGAAGGCCUCGCCACAAAUGAUAUACGACAUUCUCAGAUUUCUUUGUGAUGGUAUUUUUUAGAAAAUGUUAUGUGUUCUGCUUUUAUACCGUAUAUAGAUGACUUUUGAUUUAUAGAUAUUUUGUAAUGACAAUCAAAAUGUAAAUGAAUGGUUUCUAAUCAUGUUAUUUCACAUAGAUGCUGAAAUAAUCCUUUUUUGAUGAAAAUUAUUAUGCUACUAUAGAUACGGCUGGCUGUUUGUAUUUUUUCUUUUCAUCUCUCUGUAACGUGUGUGCGUGAAUGUAACGCACCACUGAAAUAUAAGAAUUUGACAAAUUGAUGGCUGCGUCUAAAAAUUAUUUUUUAAUAUUGGGAGCAUUCAGUGUCACGCAUAACAAUUUUUACUCAACCGUAAACAUGUAAUCUCUCCUAUAUCUCGAUUAUUUCCCUCCUCUGUAUGAUAUCUAAUAAUAUCUAAUAAUAGAGACAUGCCAUGAUUAGAAUUGAAGAAAAGGACUCGGUCAAGACACGAGUGUUGUUUUCUUUCUUUUUUUUUAGCUUGAAAGUGUGCAGAGGAUUUUUUUUUUUUCCAUUUUAUUUGAUGUACCACUGUUGUGUGUGUAUAAGAGUUAUAAAAAUUAUUCUGAAUCAUAAAGUUUUAGAAAUCUUUAGUCAACUAUUAUAGUAUCAGAAAUGUAUAUUAUACAAUAACAGAUGUGUAAUAUAUUGUGAAUCGGUGCUCGGUUUAUAUUUGCAUUUUUCUGUUUGCUUGAAAUUCUAUAGGGGAAACGUUAAUGAAAUAGAACAUAACUAUUGCAAGUUAACCCACCAGUUUUCGAGUACACAUGCAGCACAUGGUUUUGUUUGCCUUUCAAAUCGAUUGUAGCUGUAUUUCUUUACCUCUGUGUGUCGGCCUGGUUGGCAGAUUCAGAUUUUAUGGAAAAUGAUGUAUUCAUAUUGUAGUUAGAGACAAACCCCCUACUUUCCUGAGAAUCUCACUAUAAACUGGAGGAACGGAUCACAUGGUCAUUACCACAUACACACACUAACUAUCCAUGGUAAGGCAUUUGAGAAAAAUAUAUCUUAGAAUUGCCUGUAAACGUCACAUUAAUCAUUUUAUUUUUGACUUUUUUUUCCUGUUUUGCAUUGAACUGCUGAAAAAUGUGCAUACAUCUGUAUGUUUACACAUAUUUAAAAAUAUUUGUGUAUAAUAAAUUUGUGUUUUUAUUCUA